AUGGAUGAACCAGCAAAAGGCAAUGAUGCAGCUGAAGAAUUAGAGACGCUUUCGCAGAAUGUGUUGUUUUUGAUGAUGCUCAUUUUUUGCGGCGGCACAUUCUUCAUGACAAACAUGUCAAAAAUACCUCUACCAUAUACGGUAGUUUUGUUUUUGUACGGAAUUUUUGUCGGUUUUUUUGCUCACUGGAUCACCCCAGAUGUUGCUACAUCACUUGGCAAUAUUCCACCGGAGCUUCUUUUCUAUAUAUUUCUUCCAGUAUUGAUCUUUGAGGGGAGUUAUGCGAUGAAUGUGCAUGCACUACGUCGUGUUUUUCCUCAAGUACUAAUUCUAGCUUCUGUUGGUGUUGUUGUUAACACUUGUUUGCUUGCCUUACCUGUGGCGUGCUUUUUUCCAGAUUGGUCAUGGUAUUCAGCUCUGUUGUUGGGAUCCUUAUUGUCUGCGACUGAUCCUGUGGCUGUCGUCUCAUUAUUAAAGGGUCUUGGUGUUGACAGUAGGAUUACUGCUAUGGUAGAUGGUGAGGCUAUCAUGAAUGAUGGUACAGCUAUCAUUGCAUUUAAACUAUUAUUGCCUGCUGCACGAGUUGGCUGCUUGAAGGACUCAACGUGGAACAUCAUUCUAAAGGGUGUACAACUUGCAGCUUUACCCAUUAUUGUGGGACCUGUUUUUGGAUUUAUACAAUCAUAUUGGUUACGCCAUGCUACAGGUGGUAUUGUGAAGACAUGCAUCACAGUAUCUGUCACAUAUGUUUGUUACUAUGUUGCUGGAAAUAUUAUAGGUACUAGUGGAGUGC
Molecule: messenger RNA, 793 nt
Organism: Trypanosoma cruzi
Lineage: Eukaryota; Euglenozoa; Kinetoplastea; Trypanosomatida; Trypanosomatidae
Product: Na/H antiporter-like protein, putative
Exons: 1
Biological process (GO): proton transmembrane transport; regulation of pH; sodium ion transport
Cellular component (GO): membrane
Molecular function (GO): sodium:proton antiporter activity
Source: RefSeq, a predicted model, not a curated record